UCUGCGUACCCCUAGGGCUCCCGUGGCCCCGGGCAAGAUGCUGGGGAGGCUGCUGGGGCGUAGCACCGGGCUGUGGCGGCUGGUGGCUCGGCCGGCCCUGCACCCCACCAGGGCCAUCAGCGACAAAGCAAAGGGCUCUCAGGACGCGGCGUUGCAGACAGCUAAUCCAGGUUACAAAGCUUUCAAAAAUGACAGAAGGCCUACAAAUUUUGAUAAAAAGGUGUUGGUAUGGGCAGGACGCUUUAAAAAGGAGGAGGACAUUCCCAAGCACAUAUCGUCUGAGGUCCUCGAUGCAGCAAGGAACAGCGUCAGGAUAAAGGUUUGCUACAUCAUGAUUGCACUGACCUUGCUGGGCUGUUUGGCCAUGGUAAUCACAGGCAAAGAAGCUGCUAAAACGGAUCACACGCUGCUGAGGAUGAACAUAGAAAAGAAGGCCAAAUGGAGGGCUGAAGUGGAGAAAGAUGAGGAGGCAGCUGUUGGGAAGCCACAAUGAUUUGGAACAGAUUUAUUUUAACAGUAGGAGAUAAGUGAUUUGCACACAUGGCGUAUGUACCUGUCUUCGUUUAACUCUUUGGAGCUUUUUCACUGAAAUUCUCAGGGCAAAGACUUCACUGCUUAGAAACUGCUCCAUACAAACUGGGAAACUCCUGUGGAAACUCCAACAGCUGCUUUCUGUGGCCUGUGGUCUUUGGCGCUGGGCUCUGCUGAAAUACAAAAAUGUCUUCUAAACUGCAAAGUAUGGGAAGGAUGGAUGCUGGAUCCGCCAGCUCAGGAUCAGCUUUUCAUGGUGCUGCUUGUGCUCAGUGUGGCCAUGGGGUGGUCUCCUUGCAGCCAGGAAGGAUGUGGCCCUACAAUCAGAGAGCAUCCCAUUCUGUGCAAUGCCUCUAGCGAAACAGCCUUGGCCAAAGUGACCCAGAGCAGGGGGAAAAGGGAAAUGUGUUUUGCAAGCACAAAGAGGUCAAUUAUCUCUCUUUCCCCAGCCCCUCAUGGAGUCCUGUGGCCAGGGGAGGGGGGGACAUGAGUAUGAAGAGGGGCUGGGAAGGUGGAGAAGUGUGAGCAGACCCUGGCAAUUGAUUUGGGCCAAAAGGGACUUUGGGCCAGAAGAGACAGCAGUGAUGUGGAGUGGUAGCAUGGGUAUGUGGUUUGGUGUGGUUGCUGUGGGGAAGCCUGGGGAACCCAGGCCCAGCACAGGGAGCCUGGCCUGGAGGCACCUCUUGUCCUGUUGCACCUCACUGGUUUUUCGUCUGCUUCCAGUCAUUGCCAUGAAAGUUCUCUAGCACUUGCUUAGUUGUGAUUUUAGUCAGGAGUAAUUGUUAAUACAUGGUUUGCUAAAACUGCAAUUUUUUAAUCAUCAUAGUUCAUUAAUUCAUAAUAAAACAGCUGUCCAAUUACAUCUAAAACAAACGCAUCUCUUCACAGCUUCAUUUGAAGUGUCACCAAACUCUCUGGAAUGAUGUUUAACAGAUGGGAGACAUCCUAAUGAAAUACUGAAAGUUUAAUUUUCAUGAAGUGAUUAAACUUCAAGACAGGCCCCAGUUCAUGAUUGUGGGCACCGAUGGUCUGAGCCCCCUCAAGACCCGUAAGACAGGCUGGGUGUGCUGCAUGGGGUGCCAAGAGACACGGAGUGACAAAACCCAGCCGCCUUACCCCAGCUGCCAUAGGAGGCAGCAAAUGCUGUAACCACGCUCAGCCUUUGCAUCCUGAGCACCACACCAAGGCUUGGCCUUUGCAAGGUUCAUUACCUGUACCAGUUGCACUUGUGCUCCAGGAGAGUCUGGAAGCUCCUGCUCAAGUCUCUGGGGUUUAUUGCGUCAAAUAUCAUGUCCACUUAUUGCUGGUGUGUCACGACAUGAGCAAGGUGCUGGCUAGGACAGGCUGGGGCACUGGCAGGCAGUCAGCAGUUGUUGGGCUCUGGGACUCCAUCACCUGUGCCUGUGGUUGUUGUGCAGCUUUUUCCCUCUGAUGCUUCCUAGGAGCACUUUUCUCCACGUUGCACACCUGUUUAGGAUGAGGAGCAUGUGUGAGGGGGAUGUUACAUCUGUCAUAGCUGGCCAUUUGCAGCCCUUGUUUCCAACUCACAGCCCCGUGCAGUACAAUUCACCAAAAGCGACGUCUGCUCCCUGUAGUAUUCCUCAAGAAGUGCAUCCCAGGGAAGUGAAAAUAAUGGUCUAGGACAAGCACAGAGUGAACAAGUCUCUGCUGAGAAAGCCCUUUUGCCUGCACAGGUAAUAUGGGCUCUUCCAUUUUACAUGACCUGAUUUUCUUGGUUAGUGCAACAAACCCCAAGAAUUACCUCAAAGUUAGUGUUCAUUUGCGGAUAAAUUAAAAUAGCUCUGGUCAGCCUCUUAGAUUUUUUUUUAAUUCUUAAACGGUUUUCAUGUGCCCUUUUUAAGAAGGCACAUGUAACACUUAAAGGAACCCAUUUCAAUGCUCAUAAACAAAUCCACAUCCAUGUUCUGAGCUUCCCUGCCUUAAUCAGGAAAGGAGAUGACCAUAACCACAUAUAAAGAACAAGCAAAUUAACUGCAACUUGUUCCUCUCUCUGGUCCGUGCUUCCCUCUGCCUAGGAAAAAAAGCCUGCUUCAGGUGCAAGCUAUUAUCAAAUCCCCUUAAACAGCCUGGGUCUCUGUUGACCAGUGCAUAAAGCUGCGGCAUUAUACAUCACCACUAAGAAAAAUGAAAAAAUCAAUUCCUCCUCCCGGAGCCCCUGAUGAUGGGCCACUUCUGAGCGACCAGAUGACCCAGGUGCUUUUGGGGUCUCACAGAGGGCUAUGACUGCUAGGUAGGGAAUAAUCCUUUAUCAGCCCCAGCUACAUGAUUAUUCAUUUUAAUAUCAUAAUAUUCCCCCAAAAAAUCAAUCACACCAGCUGCUGGCUUGCACUGGCACAGUGCGGCCUCAGCUGGAGCCGUCCCCUGCCGUAAUGGGAGAUGCCAGCAGAGGACAUUGCACUGCUGAUGCUUCUGCAACACUGGGACUUACCACUGCUUGUUAAAAUCUGUUUCUACCUGUGUUUGUAAAGUCCUUUGACUCUUCUCUUGAAAAGCUUCUAAUUAACACAGCUUCCUGACUGUAUAAUUGCCUAAUCCUCACCACCUUAGGGUUGGGGGGUUUGGUUUGGGUUUUUUUUUUUUAAUUUCCCUUCCCAUCUAUAUUGCUUCAGUGUCACACCUGAUCCCCCAGUCAUUUAAAAAAAAGGGAUGGGAGUUGUUAAUAGGUAGGAGCUGUUCUUCCCCUUUUAACAACAUGCCCUGCAUUUCCCUAGCCUGGUCCUGAGGACAAAGCAAGGGGCUGGCCUCUCUCCGAGGUAGGGGAUGGAGCUGGGAGUGUGCUGCUUUGCUGUGGUGCUCAGGGAGACCAAGGGUGAGUCCUUUCAACUCGCACCUCCUUGUUUACCACUUUGUACUGGGAGGAAAGAAUGCUUCUUCCCUUGCAGGAUUUUUGCCAUUUUAAUGAACUCUUAUGUGGAAAUAGUUAACAAAGUGCUGGUGGCUAGUGCCAGAGAUUUGCGUUAUGAUAACAACUAUUGGGGAAGAUUUUCCCUAGUACUUGGAGUUGAUCUAAUUCUGCUUCCAUUAAAAUCAGUGCUGCAGUUCCUCCUGGCUGUGAAUUAAGGUUAUUGUGCACCAUUUUUUUUGAAGUCUCAGUGACUUGCAGAGACCUAGCUUCCUCAGGGAGCCAGGCUGCUGUGGGACAGAGCCGGGUGCACCGAGCUUUCUUCUGCCAAUGUGGUGAGAUUAAGCUCGUACAGGAGACUCUGCACUCUGAGCAUCCCAGUGCCUCAGAGGAAAGGUGUGAGAUGGGAAGGCCUGAGCUCAGGAGAUCUCGGUACUUUCUUUACUCUUUUUAUCUCCCUCUUUGACCUGCACAGGGGGUUUCUGGUGACACUUGAUUUCUUUCUAUCCAUCUACUAUGUGCAGCUCUUCUGGGAUGCACCAAGGCUGAUGCAAUCCUGCACUCGCAAAGCACUUUUUCCCUUGAUGCAGAUGAAAUCUUGCCAUUCAGAUAGACCUCAUUUUAAAGACUUCCCUGUUCUUUCAGUGUUUAAUCUCCCACCAAGCUGGGAAACUGCUGCAUAUGUUAAGGCUGAAUGCACCCAGCUUCAGCUUCCAGGCAUUGGACAUAGUCUUUAAUAUGGAAUAUAAAAGAUCCCAUCUCAACUCUUUGCUGUCUGUAACUAGUCACCACUCAGCUAUCAUUUGGAGAUGGAUUCCUGUGAUGUUCCUUUGAACAUCUGUAGUUUCUAACCAUUGCUUGGUGGGUAUCACUGGCUUACUGGCCAGUGAAUGACACUACAGUGCAUUCAUUCCUCUACCGAGUGAUUUUACUACAUUAGAGGCCUCUUCAUAAACGAUCAAAAUAUAACUUUUGUGUAGUUUAGCAUAGAAUUAAUAAUCUAGUACUUUUGCAGAAUGAAAGGAUGUAAAAGCUUUCCAGACUUUACUGACUACGCUGAAAAAUUAAAAAGCACAGUAGUGAUGCAUCAGAAACUUGUUCUCCUCUGUCUGUGCCCAAGGCACCAGCACCUGCAGGAGCAGCGUGGCCAGGCAGUGGCUGCAAAUCUCCUUCUGUUCCUGGGACUGCCAAGGGACAGCUCAAAGGAGCUUCAAGGUUGAAGGUCUCCUCUGGGCGAGACGCAGUGAUGGUUUGGAUCUGGAAAGGGACCUGCUCCCUCUUACUACAAAGACGUUUCCAGCAUGGAGCAGCCUCAUGCUUUCUCCUUUGCUCAGCAUCAUUGCAGCAAAUAAGCACUGGCUGCUGCUGGCCCACAGGUACCUGGGGUCCUCGUGCCUCCCAUGAUUUCAAAGAUGGCUUAAACACCACUCUCCUGUUUGGAUUUGGCACAAAGUCAUUCCUAGCAGGAAAGCAAGGCCAAUGUUCAAUAAUUUGAAUUAAUUAAUGGAUCAUUUAUUAAUGCAUUGAGGUAACAUUAAAGCUAUUUUCCAUGGUUAAGUAGUCUGAUGAUCAUUAGGCACUGCAUGAUUUAUUGCAAAACCUCUGUGACAGUCAUAUGAUAAGUAGGUAGUUCCUGAAGGGCUCUUAAAGGACCUGAUUAUUUAAUUUGCUCUGGACACAAACACCAAUGCUACAUUGGUCUAGCUGGUUCCACACCUUGUCUGUGCAUGAGACUGCUUUCUACAUGGAAAUCUAAAGCUGGGAUCUGACCCUUCCUCUGCAGCACUGUGAUUCCUCAUGGACCUUGGGCUAUCUGGGAAGGGACUGCUGUUUGUUGGGGGUGUGAGGGCUUUCCAGAGGGAGGAGUUCAGUCUGGAACAGGAUUUUGUAGGAAACAGUUGGGCUCGCUCAUGAUUUAUGUAUGUUCUGCAGCAUGAGCAGAGUUAGAAACUGCCGGUAAGACCAGAAAAUUGAGGGGUUGCAUGCUGGUUGGCAAUGCACUUCUCCCAGAUGACGUAUGGUCCUGAGACUUUUUCUAAAUGAAAUGGAAACCAAAAUAGCACAAUGAAUUAGUCAUAUGCUAAUUACAAUCAUUCUUAAUAGUUCAUGUUUCUGUUUCUGCAGAAUGUAUAAAUGCAAACACAACUCAUGGGGUGCACCAUGAAUUGCACCACCUUUACACCGAACUCCUAGCUCCCUGGUAGCUAUUUUAUCCUUGUCUAAGUAUUGUCCUGCAAAAAUGUCUAACAGCAGGGCUAUAAUCUUUACCAAGGACAUCCAUUACAGCUGUAAAGAUGUCAUUAAAGCAAUGCUGCUCCAGAGGGGGUGAAACAAUCUCCAGAAUACAGUUUCAGACUACUAAGAGACUGGAGUAAACCUUCAAAGGUAGGCAGUUAAAUAUCCCAGCAUUUCAGUGCUCUAAGCUCCAUGAGAGGGCAAUUUUACUUGACAAACAAACAUUAAUGCAAAGCAAAAAUACAACAAUUGCAUGGUGUUCUCUCCCACUCAUUUAUUUUUUUCUUCUUCCACGAGCCGUUGUGCUGGUGGCCCAGGGGAUGCUGUGAGCUGGGGACCGCUGGGCACCUGCUGCUGUGGCAGGAGCCCACGCUGGGGCAGGGGGGAUGCUGUGGGGCUGCCGACCACUGCACAGUGAAACUCUGCAGAAACAGGCAAGGAGCUGCCUGUGCAGCUGCGGUAUCUAAUGUGCCAAUUCCCACAGCCUCUCUGUAGCUGCUAAUGUUCAGUGUUUGAGGACUUUUUAAUCUACUUGCCUCUUGUUGUCUAUGCUGAAUGCACCAGGGAGGAACUUUGGGUUCAUUUCAGGAGAAGUCUGUGGACCUCCGUGGGUGACAGCUGGAUGUGUGAGUGUCUCCUGCUGCUGGGAGGGCACAGGCAUCCUGCCAAGAUGGGCUCUGGGAGUCACGGAGGGAACUGCACAGGGUGAAGAGCAGAGGCAGCCGCUGCUCAGGUGACGCUUUGCAUAUGGCUCCCCAAAGGCGGCUGAUUCCCUCCCGGUGUCCUUUGCUCCAAGCCAAACUCUGACCUGGCACCUGGGUGCUCUGCAGCAGAUGGUGCCAUCCUCUCAAAGCCAAGCUGUGGGAGCCCAGCUGCUCUGGGGGUCCCAGGGCAGCAUCAGCUCAACCAGCAUGAGGGAGAGCUGCAGCCCCAUGACCUGCCCAUGAGGUGACGGGGCUGGGAACGGGGUGCCCAGUUGUGGGGGGAGCAGAGCAGUGCAUUCACGCUACUGUCGCAUCCUUCUGCUGCUCAGCCCACCAGCACAGGCAGUUGCUGUGGUUCAUUGCCCUCCAGACUUCCCACAACACAUGAACUCUGCAGUGUUCAUCAGGUGGGAUGCUGGACACCUUCCUAAGAAUUUCUUAAUGUACAGUGAGCACUGGCCUUUGGAAGCACUAGGACAGAGUGUUCAGCGGAGCAGCUUGAGCCCAAAUAUUUUAUUUUGCUUCAGUUAGCCAGAGAGAAAUAACAAUUUAAAAAUUGUGCCUGCACAUGAGCCCGAGUCACACAGAUCCAUUUUCUGUGCACAAAGUUAUCAUAGAAUCCUUUAGGUUGGAAAAGACCUUUAAGAUCAUCAGCUCUGACCAUUAA
This is a messenger RNA of Egretta garzetta (little egret), 7000 nucleotides long. RefSeq names its product protein FAM162B. The record is from RefSeq and is a predicted model, not a curated record. Gene Ontology annotation, biological process: neuron apoptotic process; cellular response to hypoxia; positive regulation of release of cytochrome c from mitochondria. Gene Ontology annotation, cellular component: mitochondrion. The coding region runs from base 38 to 493 and encodes 151 amino acids. Lineage: Eukaryota; Metazoa; Chordata; Aves; Pelecaniformes; Ardeidae. The transcript is spliced from 4 exons.